Messenger RNA from Thunnus maccoyii (southern bluefin tuna), 6132 nucleotides. RefSeq lists its product as uncharacterized. Lineage: Eukaryota; Metazoa; Chordata; Actinopteri; Scombriformes; Scombridae. Gene Ontology annotation, molecular function: lipid binding. The record is from RefSeq and is a predicted model, not a curated record. The transcript is spliced from 39 exons. Bases 186 to 4523 code for a protein of 1445 amino acids. Gene Ontology annotation, cellular component: membrane; extracellular region. Gene Ontology annotation, biological process: lipid transport; lipoprotein metabolic process.
UCAGCCAGGUGCGUCAGGCUGGGAGAUAAUUACCGAUGUGAACCAUGUCAAUCAUAGGGACACACUGAGGCGUUUUAAUGCAGAGGAAACGACAUCAGCCACCGAAUAAAUCUUAAACGUGGGAAAACAUCUUGCUCUGUUGUGACGCAGUAAUUAAAUAGACCAUUAAACCAGUUUCACUGGUCAUGAGGGGCGAUACAACCACGGAGAAUGGGGAGGAGGCAGACCAUCACGGAGAGAGUGCAGCAACAGAAAGACGUCCUAGUAUUGUGACACUUCAAAAUAUGCUAAAGAGAGUUUCCCAAAGCCCUUUCCAUAAUCAAUACAACACUCUUGUUUCAUCAACCUCUGACUCCAGUGGAUCAUCUGCAAAUGAGUCUCAAAACAAACAGGAUGAUGAGUUCCUUAGUGAUCUCUCAGCUGCUGCUACAGAUGUGAUAGACAAUCGUCAGCUACACUUUGGACAGAAGGGGUUGAAGAUGGAUGAUAAUAAUCUCCUUCCUGCUGCACCCCAGAAUGGAGUCAGCAGGGGUUUGGCCAGAUCUAACCCUUUUUAUACAGAUUAUUUAGAAUCUGGAAGCAAAAGUAAUGGCACAGACGAUGUAGGGAGGAAAACCUCAGGAGAAGUAAGCCUCGAUACCAUCUUUGUCCCUCCGCCUGAAUUUCAGAGUUCGCCUCUAGAUUUUCAGCAAGACAGCAAGACCAUGGAAAAUGGAGCCAAAUGUUCAGAACCUGAAAAGGACCUAUUCCAGACCCUCAACCAUAACCCUAUGCAAGACCUCUUCCAGACAUCAAUGUCAGCCCAAAAUGCAUCUGCCAAUGGUCAUUACCAUGAUGUAACUCUGAACUCACCUGAGACAAAUCCUCCUCAGACACAGAACCUCUCAAAAAACGUGCAGUCAAAAGACUCCGAUCUGUUUAAAGGUGAAGUGGAGAAUCUUUUCCAUGCUGUUAAAGGAGAGAGUUCACACCAUGCUGCACAUGCUAAGGAGGUGAACCUCUUUGAUAAAUCUCCCAGUAUUUUUGUGGACCCAUUCAAAUCUCCUUCAAACAAGGAAGAUGAUCUGUUCCAAUCCCCACAGUGUGCGGCAGUGAAUCCGUUUUAUUCUGCCACGACCAAGGAAACACUUUUGUGUCAAGCUGUUCCAACUGAAAGUGGUCUAGUAAGGCCAAAGAGUUUUUCUAUGAAUGAUCGGGAUGUAUUUUCACCGUCAUCCACAAAUACAUUUGACCCAUUCCCAAGUCCGAUUACAAGGGAUUUAUUCCAAGACGUCUCCAAUCUGGAUGACCCGUUUGGUACAACUCCUUCUAAACAAUAUGACCCUUUCAAAGAUGAUUUCAAUGGGACUCCAGACAUCUUCCAACCUCUUCCCUCAAACACUGUCAACAACAGUGAUAUAUCCAAGAUAACCCCCAGCAAUACAGCUUCUAAGGCUACGUACUCUACACCUUCACUCAGCAGUCUGUCAGAAAUUAACUUGGACAAACUAUCGUCACCGGAUCUGUUCAAGGCAACACCAUCAGAGCCUCUGUCAGCCAUCCAAACGAAGUCUUCCAACAUGCCACAUGAGAUUGUGCUGAUGACUCCUCAGGGAACCAAACAUGAUAUUCUUCAACCAACUCCCUUCAGUCAGGCCAGGAAUCUGUCAGUGUCACCCAGCCAAUCUCCAGCUGAAAUGACCCAUAUGCAGACUUUCAAACGUCCGCCAAAGCCACUCCCUCGAACUAGACCGCCCAGGAGAGAAAAGCCACCCGGGACAGAAAAGCCACCCAGACCAGAAAAGCCAUCCAAACCAGCAAAACCUGUUGAACCUGAACCAACUGUACCAAAUAUGUCCCCUAAAACAGCCCUCAGACCGCUCCCAAAACCAGUUAUUCGCCGGAAGCCAAAAACUCAAGAAUAUAAACCGAUGAACCCUGAGAGCUAUGUUGUCUUUGAGGACAUCCUGCUCACUGGACAGGAAAGGUGUGUGGAAGACUGGCCCGAGGACAGCCCUGAGUUAAACUCUGACUUCCAACCAUCUGGAAAAUUUAGACUACGGCGAGAAUCAUUGAAGGUGAAGGUGGACUCUGAUGGAGGAAGUGGAGAAGAUCAGGAUGGCUCUGGAAGUCACAGCAAGAAAAAAGACAGAAAAUUCAGAGUCCACUCCAUACUCCCCAGAAGAGGCUCAAAGGAUAAAUUUCCUGAUGACACAAAGGAGGGGAGGAGUAGAACAUUACCAACUCAACGUAAAUCAUCAAAGGAGUAUUUUUCUGAAAUACACAUGUCACCAGAAGAGAAUGAUGAUGGAGAUGAAUAUGGGAUGGACUACAAAAAGAAACCUCUGAAAGCCAAAGUCAACCAGCUGCUUAGAAGAGCAUCCAUUCCCUCCUCCGUCCCAGAGGGGAAGUGCAUGAACAGACACUUACCUCAAGAAUCAAAGGAUGAUGACAUCAAUACGAAAACUCUUGGCAAAAAAAACUCCAUAAUACGACGAUGGUCAGAGGGGACUGUACUGGAAAACAGCACUGGUGAGGAAGAGGAGGAAGGAGGAGAAGCACAGCACGAAGAGAAGACAAAAAAGAAGAUGAAAAUCAAAUUUGUACCACACAGAGGAUUUGUCAUCAGUGUAGAAAAGAACGACGAGGAACUGAAGGGGGCACAUGGAUAUACACCUCGCAAAGGCUCAAAUGAGAAAUCGCAAGAGGAAAUUUUUGGCACACAUGGCUACACACCUCGUAAGAAGUCGCAGGAUGAUGUGUUUGAGGAUGUAGAGGAGAUAAAAGGCCACACUCUUCAGUCAACUAGCAAGGCUGCUUUCUUGGAUGAUGAGUACUUACAGAAAACAUACCACAUGUCUCCUGGAUUAAAUGGCGAUGAAGAUACUUAUGGAAUGGAAGACUGCAAACCUAAGAAACAUUCAAUCGUGAAACUGCUGCACAUGGGCCGUCGUAGCUCUAAGGAGGACAUGCUGGAUGACAACAAUCCGAAGAAGAGUAGCUUCUCAGCAGAGGAGCUGGAUGAUGAAGAACUAUAUGGGAUGGAGGACUGCAAACCGAAAAAAUCCAAACAUAAAGGUCCUAUUCCCUUACCACGCAAAUCUAAGACAACCCAUGAGGCCACUGGACAGAGUGAGCUGAUCGGAUUCAGGCACUCUACACCACAACAUGCAGCCAAUGAUGGGUUUGCUGAGGAUGAAUUUGCUCAAACAGGAAAAGAUUUCAUGAGUCCCAGAGAGAUGUAUGACAUUGAACAAGAUGAACUGGAAAUCUGCAAACCAGUGAAGAGGCUAUCGAGACUCAAAGGCCUCAAAAAGCACAAAGCUAAGAGCAAAGCUAUGCAGCUCGAAUGUGAGGAUCCACCAGGAGCUACGUGUAGCGACUACCUGUCAGAGGCCGCUAAGGAUGGGUUUGCUGAGGAUGAAUUUACUCAAACAGGAAAAGAUUUCAUGAGUCCCAGAGAGAUGUAUGACACUGAACAAGAUGAACUGGAAAUCUGCAAACCGAAGAAGCUAUCAAAACUCAAAGGCCUCAAAAAGUACAAAGCUAAGAGCAAAGCUAUGCAGCUCGAAUGUGAGGAUCCACCAGGAGCUACGUGUAGCGACUACCUGUCAGAGGCCGCUAAGGCGGAGUGGCUGGCUGCUCAGAUGGACGAACGUGCUAUGGCGGGUCUGGAGGAUGGGGACGAGGAAGGGGACACUGACAGUUUGAUGGAGUGGUGGUACACUGUGGAAAAAUGGGAUGAGGUGCCAUCAGACGAUGAGGAAAAAGUCAUAAAAGAGGAUGAGUCCAAGUCCUUCACCAUCUUGGCUGACAAGGUUAAUCGCGGACUGCGUGUCUUCAACAAGGUCUUCACAGAGCGUGCAGAGGUCCUCUGGCAUUCUGUCAUCACACUCCAUGCCAUCGCAGAUGACAUCAGCAACUUCCACCACAAGGCCAAGAUCGCUGGUAUUACCGGCGGCACCACCACAGCUGUCGGUGGUGUGACAGCCAUCGCUGGUCUAGCUCUGGCACCUUUCACCUUUGGUGCCUCUCUUGUAGUUACAGCCGUUGGUGUAGGUGUAGCAACAGCUGGUGGAAUCACUUCAGCCUCUGCGGCAAUCUCGGAUAACGUUAACAACAUGCAUGACCGGAAGAAGGUGGAGACGGUACUGCAGGAGUAUGAGGAUCACCUGCUGGACAUUGGGAAGAUCCUCCACUUUGUCAACCAAGGCUUGUACAAACUCCGCGGGCAUCCUUUCCUCAGGUCCGGCACACAGCACUACUCAGAGGACUGGGAGGUCCGCAGGGCCGUCCAGAUGAUCAGCUUAGUUGACUCACCUGUGAUGCGAGCGACCGAGAUAACAGACACAGGUGUGGCCUCAGUCCAAGGACUUUUCAAAGGCAUGGACAAGUACUUCCUCAAGGACUCCCGGGAGCUGAAGAAAGGCUGCAAGAAAGAGGUGGUAGGUCAGAUAAAGGAGGUGGCUAAUAUUCUUAAUGACGGGAUAGUGGAGCUCAACUCCAUCAGAGAGGAGCUACAGGAUGCUACUGGAAACAUGUGAGCAGCAUUCCGCAUGAAACCACUUGGAUCAUAUCAUUAUUUCUCAAAGAUCACCACCCCCCUCUCCUGGCUGAAAUGGGGAACUGUUGGUUUAAAGAAAUUCAUGAACCAAUCGAGAAGUUUCAAUAAUAUUAAAAGGGUUUAUGAGGCAGAGUUUUUAUCCACAUGAGUUAGUUGAACACUGCAGAAUCUGGACUUUAUAAGAGAUUUAUGCACCUGGCAGUGUAUUCCCUCCCAUUGCAAUAUUCUUGCAAGUAAAAACAACCUUUGUAAAGAGUUAUAAUGGUAAUUUUGUUGUUGAUUGUCAAAGAGAGAUGUUAAUUCAACUCUGGUAACUUUUAAGGCUGCAGGCUGUUGUUGUAUUAUAUUGUAAGGUGUUCACUGUCCACACAUGCACUGUUCAGAAUAACAAGAACAUUCAUUUUUUGCACUGUUUGUAUUGUUCUGGGCAUAAAAGGUGUAUCAGAAAAAUGUAGUUUUAUUGACACAGGUGGAUUGUUUUUUUUUUAAUGAUUUCUAGUUCAAUUUGUCCACCCACUGUAUACACACAAAGAAGUCAACAUCUAAAUAAUAGCACCCUGCAAUAUUAUGCAAUCAAAAAAUUAAAUUAAAUUGUAUUUAAUUUUACCCAUUUCUAUUAUGUUGUCCAAUCUAUAUAUUGGAUAUCAGCAUAAUCAAACAGGUUAGUUGAGAAUCUACCAUGAGACUCAAAAAAGGGCAAACUGUGCAGGCAAAAAGUGCCACCUUAUGGAUUUUGUAUGUUUAUAGUUGUCAUUAGUUUAACUGUACUAACUGUACUCUAAUUACUAUACUGGGCUACAUUUGUAAAUAGUAAGUUUCUGCUCACAUCAUCUUAUAAGGAUAUGCAGUUUUCAAAAAUAUUUUUAUCUUUUAUUAUUAUAGAGUAACUUAUUUUUAAUAUAUUACUUUAUGGCAUUGCUUCAAAACAUCAAUCUAAUACACAUCUAAAUAAAUAUUUUUUUGUUGUUUCUAUGGCCAAGAGAUGGACAAAAUAACUAAAAUAAAAGAAAUAUCGUACAAUAUUAAAGCCCUGCAGUACUGUUGCAGUAAUGUUAAAAUUUUCUUCAUUUUUUUUUAUUGAGACUGUGUCAGUGGUGUGUUGAAUCAGCUUGAUGGUCAUUGUUAAACCUGGAGUUUGUUGUUUACUGAUGCACAAGUUGCAAAAUUUUCAACAAUUUCCAUCUGCAGGUUUUCGUUGCUAGUAAUGUUGAUAACAUUAACACAUUACAUUGACAAUGUAAAAUUAUUUCACAAAACAUGUAUUGUCAUCUGUGUCUAGAUGGUUUAUAGAAACAUUCUGUGCACACAUAUUUGGUUACAUUUGAGCUUUUGUUAAUUCCUUCAUAUUGUUAACCAUUCUGUUUUCUUUACAAAAACUGGAGACACUUUUGCUCAUAGCAUGUUUCCUCUAAGUAAAUAUGUUUGUGCAUAUGUGUAGGUACUGUUAUUGUAACUCUCAAUCAUGGUCUUCCACCUUCAUUAAUUUAAUCUCAAUGGAAAUGUUUUAAAAUAUCAAAUAUUAUAUUUUAGUAUAUUCAAAUAUUUUAAUGGAACACUGAAUCUGUGAAUAAAGACUGUUUGCAAAUGUG